UCAUUUGAUGGUUAUUGGUGAUGGUAGGUUGCUAGUUGGGGGGCAUACCUGUUUAAGAAAAAUGUUGUUACAAUGUCAAUUGCACCAAGGGACUCUCAUGAAGCACAAGUGCAAUUUGCUUUAGAAAGAGGUGUUCCGGCUAUCAUUGGCGUUCUUGGAACCAUCAUGUUGCCUUUCCCUUCUGGAUCAUUUGACAUGGCACAUUGUUCUCGCUGUUUGAUUCCAUGGGGUGGAAAUGAUGGUAUAUAUAUGAAGGAGGUUGAUCGAGUUCUUAGACCUGGUGGUUACUGGAUCCUUUCUGGCCCUCCAAUCAGCUGGAGGAAUAGCUACCGAGCAUGGCAGCGUCCUGAAGAUGAGCUUGAGGAGGAGCAAAGGCAGAUUGAGGAUAUUGCUAAACUUCUUUGUUGGGAAAAGAGACAUGAGAAGGGUGAAAUCGCUAUAUGGAGAAAAAGAUUAAAUACUGAUGAAUGCACUGAACAAGAAGCUCAAUCUUCAACAUGUGAUGCUACAAAUGCCAGUGAUGUCUGGUACAAAAAGAUGGAAAAUUGUAUAACUCCUACUAAAACUAAUGGUUCGUGGAAGCCAUUCCCAGAGAGACUCAAUGCUAUUCCUUCCAGAAUAACAAGUGGAUCUGUUCCUGGUCUAUCUGUAGAGAUAUUUGAGGAUGAUAAUCGAUCAUGGAAGAAGCAUGUAAACGCUUAUAAGCGGGUCAACAAAAUCAUUGACUCGGGAAGGUAUCGCAACAUAAUGGACAUGAAUGCUGGUCUGGGGAGUUUUGCUGCUGCCAUGGACUCUCCGAAAUUAUGGGUUAUGAAUGUUGUGCCUACAAUCGCAGAGAAAGCUAACCUUGGUGUUAUAUUUGAGCGUGGAUUGAUUGGCAUUUAUCACGAUUGGUGCGAAGCCUUCUCCACAUAUCCCAGGACCUAUGACCUAAUCCAUGCAAAUGCUGUUUUCAGCUUAUACAAGAAUGAGUGCGGCGCAGAAGACAUUUUAUUGGAGAUGGAUCGUAUAUUACGGCCUGAAGGAGCUGUAAUAAUUCGAGAUGAUGUUGGCGUGCUAAUGCGGGUGAAGAGAAUUGUGAGAGGAAUGAGGUGGAAAACGAGAAUGGUGGAUAACGAGGAUGGUCCAUUGGUUUCAGAGAAGGUUUUGUUUGCAGUCAAGCGGUAUUGGGUUGCAGGUGACAACAGUACAAGCUCACUGUGAUUAACGUAAGCAUUAAGCAGAGUUAUUGGAAUGGAACAAUGUUUCCAAAAACACUUCUAAUUGCAUGUACUUUGGAGUUUGUCUAGCUGGGUGAGAGCUUGGGCCUUGGAGACAUGAAAUCGCCUGGUGCCGAAGACAUUAGUGGCCGUAUGUUUAAUUUUGUUAAAUUGCAGAGUGAAUAAGUGAGCAAAAACAUAAUAAUUAGUGAAUGUGUUAGAGUGUAAUUAGCGAGAGAAAACCGUUAGUUAGGUUUUUUGUUUGUAAUUUGGUUUUGUUUGUAUGAAUGUAA
Arachis ipaensis is the source of this 1492-nucleotide messenger RNA. NCBI's taxonomy places the organism in Eukaryota, Viridiplantae, Streptophyta, Magnoliopsida, Fabales, Fabaceae. The record is from RefSeq and is a predicted model, not a curated record.